Messenger RNA from Anneissia japonica, 1865 nucleotides. RefSeq names its product lys-63-specific deubiquitinase BRCC36-like. The record is from RefSeq and is a predicted model, not a curated record. Gene Ontology annotation, cellular component: BRCA1-A complex; BRISC complex. Gene Ontology annotation, biological process: double-strand break repair. The coding region runs from base 92 to 862 and encodes 256 amino acids. Lineage: Eukaryota; Metazoa; Echinodermata; Crinoidea; Comatulida; Comatulidae. The transcript has 6 exons. Gene Ontology annotation, molecular function: metallopeptidase activity; polyubiquitin modification-dependent protein binding.
AUGCAUACCGCCGAAAUAUCUGUAUUCGCUAGUAGUAGGCUAGGGUAGCACAGCCCUCGCAGUUUUUUUUUCUUAAUAAUUAAUCAAUAAGAUGACAAUAUCUUGUGUACAUUUGAAAGCAGAUGCCUAUAUGGUAUGUCUUACUCAUGCUCUUUCAACAGAAAGAGAAGAAGUCAUGGGACUUUGCAUAGGAGAAAUUCUGAGGAUGCGCCGCAUGCAUUUGUUUUUGAACACUUCCAGUAGCGGCAGUGGCUUUCCAGCACUCCGAUCCGUUAAAAGGAGGAUACUUGGCUUUGCUGAUCCUGGUGUUUACCUCUUCGUCGCAGUCGCCAUCUGUCAUCUUACUGCCCAGGUUGACACAAAUCGAGUUGUACACAUUGUUUCAGUUAUUAUGUUGCGAAGGUCUGACAAACGCAAAGACAGAGUUGAGAUAUCACCUGAACAGCUAACCCAUGCAGCAUCAGAAGCUGAAAUAUCCUUUUAUUCAGAUCAAGUUUCAAGAGUAAAAAAUUAUGAAAAGCCAUAUGUGCAAACACAAGCUAUGUAUCAGAUGAUGGAUGAGGGAUUUGUUGGGCUCAUCUUCUCUUGUUUUCAUGAUGACAAAACCACCAAUCAGGGUCAUGUGACAGUCACUUGCUUUCAGUCAACCAAUCAAAGUCCUGAAGGGGAACCUCCAAUGUAUGAACGACUUGAGAUACCCUUCCAUAUAGUCAAGAAUGACACCCUUAGUGAGCCGUGCCUACAAGCCAUGAUCCAACUACCAAGAAUAUUACACGAGGAAGAGGAAGAUGCUUAUAAUCAGGCACAGCUGCCAGAAAGCAAUGAUCUUAUAACUGAUAUCCAUAAUAGUGCUGGUAAGUAAAGAAACUACACAGCUCAUACCCAAGGUAUUCAAGACAGUGGUGUAACGCCCAUGAGCUCUGUGUGGUAGUAACGCCCCAGGCCCAAACCAUUACGAGUACCGAGCUCCUCUUACUAAUAAUUAGCACAGCAAGGCACAGUUAUAAUAUAGAGCUUUGUCUGUCUUUUCAGCCAUAAUAUUCAUAUCUUUUUAGAUAGUGAGAUCACCCACCCACUUUGUGAGCAAAAUUUGCUGACACACAAGGUCCUGCCAUAUUUUCUCCAGUCCCUAUGAUUCGUUGUUAAGCCACUAAUUCAAAAGCGUCAUGAUAUCCUGAGGCAUAUCUGUAAAUGAUCUAUAUAGUGAUUUAUAGACCAUUGCUUUACACUGUACGGCAGUUUAAAGCCUACUUUAUGUCCUGAAAUGUAGACAACAUUGAAUUGCCCCAAGUGGGAUGAAUAAAGAUAUAUUAUAUUGUAUAACUGAAAGCUCGUAACUUUUCAAUGUGCUUUUUAAAAGCAAAUAUAUGAGGUUUCCAAUCCCAAAACCAACACACUGUCGCUAAAUAAACUGAGUACAGUAAUUAUAAUGUGGCACUAUUGUAUACUUUAGUACAGAGAAUCUGUAAUACGUUUACUUAUAACGUUGACAACCAGAACCCUGCGGGUGAGUAUGUUCCUUUGUACGCAAAAACUAAAAGGAAAUUUGGGAAUUGCAAUAAUUAAUAGUCACCAAAGCCAUUCACUACUAACUACCAACUAAAUCCUUUCCGAGCCACUGGGGGCUCAUAGUGUGAAGCAGAUGAGAGUUGUACUUCCCCUGGACGAUACACUAGUCCGUCGCAGGUUAGUCCCCAGCAGUUUGCUGGUACCCAUUGAUACAGCUGGGUGGACUGAAGCAAUAUAGCUAAAGUGCCUUGCCCAAGGACACAAGCAAAUCUGCACAGUGGAGACUCCAAACUCCGACCUUACGAUUGAAAGCCCAAACGUCAACUGCUGUGCCAAACUGCCGCUACAUUUUUUUU